CGCGCCGGGGUGUGCGGGUGCGAGCCAGUGUGUGCCGGGGCGUGAGCCUGGGUGAGUGCGAACCGGCGUGCGCGCCGGGGUAGGGGCGAGCCCCGAGCGUCUACACCAGCCAUGAGGGGCGCGGGCGCCUGGCUUGCUCUCUGCCUGCUGCUGGCCGCCGCCGCCCAGCUCUCGCGGCAGCAGUCCCCGGAGAGACUUGUUUUCACAUGUGGUGGCGUUUUUACUGGAGAGUCUGGAUUUAUUGGCAGCGAAGGUUUUCCUGGAGUGUACCCUCCAAAUAGCAAAUGUACUUGGAAAAUCACAGUUCCCAAGGGAAAAGUAGUCGUUCUUAAUUUCCGAUUCAUAGACCUCGAGAGUGACAACCUGUGCCGCUAUGACUUUGUGGAUGUGUACAAUGGCCAUGCCAAUGGUCAGCGUAUUGGACGCUUCUGUGGGACGUUCCGGCCUGGAGCCCUUGUGUCCAGUGGCAACAAGAUGAUGGUGCAGAUGAUUUCCGAUGCCAACACAGCUGGGAAUGGCUUCAUGGCCAUGUUCUCUGCCGCUGAACCAAAUGAAAGAGGAGAUCAAUAUUGUGGAGGACGCCUUGAAAGACCUUCCGGCUCUUUUAAAACCCCCAACUGGCCAGACCGUGAUUACCCUGCAGGAGUCACUUGUGUGUGGCAUAUUGUAGCUCCAAAAAAUCAGCUUAUAGAAUUAAAGUUUGAGAAGUUUGAUGUUGAGCGCGAUAACUACUGCCGAUAUGAUUAUGUGGCUGUGUUUAAUGGUGGAGAAGUCAAUGAUGCUAAAAGAAUUGGAAAGUAUUGUGGUGAUAGUCCACCUGCACCAAUUAUAUCUGAGAAAAAUGAACUUCUUAUUCAGUUUUUCUCAGACUUAAGCUUAACUGCAGAUGGAUUUAUUGGUCACUACAAAUUCAGGCCAAAAAAACUACCUACAACUACAGCACUACCUGUUACCACCACAUUCCCUAUAACUACAGGUUUAAAACCCACUGUGGCCCUGUGUCAACAAAAGUGUAGAUGGACAGGGACUCUGGAGAGCAAUUAUUGUGCAAGUAACUUUGUAUUGGCCGGCACCGUUAUCACAACGGUCACUCGAGGUGGAAGUCUGCAUGCCACAGUCUCACUCAUCAACAUCUACAAAGAGGGAAAUCUGGCAAUUCAGCAGGCCGGCAAGAACAUGAGUGCCAAGGUCAUUGUGGUCUGCAAGCAGUGCCCUCUCCUGAGAAGGGGUCAAAAUUACAUUAUUAUGGGCCAAGUAGGCGAAGAUGGGCGAGGCAAAAUUAUGCCAAACAGCUUUAUCAUGAUGUUCAAGACCAAGAAUCAGAAGUUCCUGAAUGCCUUGGAAAACAAGCAAUGUUAACAGUGAACUGUGUCAAUAUAAGCUUCAUUCUGUCAUUGCCUUGGAAAGAUCUAUUUUUCUCAGUAGAAAAACAAUCUUGUAAUAUUAAAUAUUGAGCAUUCGGAAAGAUUUACUCUUCACAUGAUGGAGGUAUGAGACCUCUGAUAUUGCUGAUGGAAGUUCUGUGCCUGUACCAAGAGGAGCAAUAUCUAAUGGAGAACCUGCAGACUCACUGUGGUGAUAGGAGACUACCUGUAUCAAGCGUUGACAGUUUGGAAGCAGUUUAUUUAUACAUGUCUGUACAAGGGUAUUUUAGAAAUGAGUUUUGUGAAGAUGUAAAAAAGAUUUUAUAAGUGCGAUAUUUAUAGUGGUAUUUGUUUUACCUUCAAGCGCUUGCUUCAAGGUGUCAUAUUCUUCUCUUGCAUUUUUAAAUCAAUGCUUAAUAAAAUAUUUUAAAUGAUUAUAUAACAAC
Messenger RNA from Pteropus alecto (black flying fox), 1810 nucleotides. It is a transcript of the gene PCOLCE2, whose product is annotated as procollagen C-endopeptidase enhancer 2. Lineage: Eukaryota; Metazoa; Chordata; Mammalia; Chiroptera; Pteropodidae. The record is from RefSeq and is a predicted model, not a curated record. Gene Ontology annotation, molecular function: protein binding. Bases 112 to 1359 code for a protein of 415 amino acids. The transcript has 9 exons.